AUAAAAAGGAAGGAGAGAAAUAACUUUAAGAUCUAACAACCAAACACAAACGCAAACACAAAACACAAACAAAAAAAUUCUCUCUCUGUUUGCAAUCAAUCAGAUUCAUAUCUUUCUACUACUGUGAACUUGGAAGACAUACACAAAGUAUGGCUCUGGAAGUGGUAGGUGGAGCUUUCCUGUCUGCUUCCCUUCAGCUGCUGUUUGAUAGGAUGGCUUCAAAGCAGGUGGUUGACUUCGUCCGUGAAAAGAAUGUGGAUGAUGAGCUGCUGCACAAGUUGAAGAUCAAGUUAUCGUCUAUUAAUAAAGUGUUGGAUGAUGCUGAGAAGAAGCAACUCGCUGAUCCUGCUGUGAGGAAAUGGCUGAAUGAGCUCAAACACACGGUCUACAAUACAGAGGACUUGGUGUAUGAGAUCCACACUGAAGCUUUACGAUGCGAGAUCGAAGGUAAGCCUCAUCUACUCAGCUUCUUCUCUACUAGAUCUUAUGCUAAGCAAAUAAACCAAAGGAUAGCCAAGAUCCUUGACACACUUGAAUAUAUUGUGCAACAAAAGGAUCUGAUUGGUUUGAAAGAAGUAGGCCGUGUGGAAAACAAAUCUUCACCUAGAGUUUCAAUAAUAGUACCACCUUUGGAAGACGAAUCUGGUAUCUAUGGUAGGAAUGCUGAUAAAGAGGCCAUUGUUAAUUGGUUGCUCUCAGAUUCUGAUACUGGUAAUAAUAUAUCUGUAAUUCCCAUUGUGGGCAUGGGUGGGCUGGGCAAGACCACCCUUGCUAAGCUCGCUUACAAUGAUUUCAGAGUAAACAACUUAUUUGACAUCAAAAUGUGGAUUACAGUAUCUGAUGAGUUUGAUGUUUUUAUGUUGACAAAAACAAUUCUGGAAAAGGUCACUUCUCGAACAUGCUCUAUCGAGGACCAAUACGACCUGCAACUUAAGUUGAAGGAGGUUUUGGAAGGCCAAAAGUUUCUCUUGGUUCUUGACGAUGUUUGGAAUGAGAAUUAUGACCGCUGGUAUGCAUUGAAGAGUCCACUUGAAUUUGCAGCGUGUGGAAGUAAGAUUAUUGUGACAACACGUAGUGAAAGUAUUGGAUCAAUGAUGGGCAAUGUUCCAAAUCAUCGUCUUCAAGUAAUAUCAGAUGAAGAUGGCUGGAAAUUAUUUGCAAAACACGUAUUCAGUAAUAAUAAUGUGGAGCCAAGUAAAUAUUCAGAUUUGGAGGUGAUUGGUAAAAAAAUUGUUGAAAAAUGCCAAGGUCUUCCUUUAGCAAUAAUUUCACUUGGUGGUCUUUUGCGCUCCAAACUCAAUUCCAAGGAGUGGGAAAAAAUACUCAAGAAUGAUAUAUGGGAAUUGAUUGAUGAAAAGAAGUGUGACAUUCUUCCAGCUCUAUGGUUGAGCUAUUACUAUUUGCCUCCAAAUCUAAAAAGAUGUUUUGCUUAUUGCUCAAUUUUUCCAAAAGAUUUUGUUUUCGGAAAAGAAAUAAUAAUUUUAUUAUGGAUGGCAGAAGAUCUUCUGCAGCCUCAAAAAUACAAGACUCUAGAAGAAGUUGGAGAUGAGUACUUUAGUGAUCUAGUGUCAAGGUCAUUCUUUCAAUGUGAUGACGAUAAUUUUAUCAUGCAUGAUCUUGUGAAUGAUUUAGCUAGUUUUGUUUCAGGAGAAUUCUGUUUGAGAUUGGAUGAUAAUGACUCAAAAGUUGUUUCAAGUAAUGCUCGCCAUUUAUCAUGUAUGGGAUAUGGCCGUAGAAUCAAGAAUUUAGAGGCUCUUUUUGAAAAUAAGUUAUUGCGCACUUGGCUAACAAAUGAAUUAGAAUCAUUAGAUGUUGAACCGAUGCAAACAAUGCAAUGCCUAAGAGUGCUUCGUUGCAUUCCAAUCUCGCCGUUGCCCGAUUCUAUUGGAAAUUUAAAGCUUCUAAGGUAUUUGGAUUUAAGAUGGAGUGGAAUUGAAGCAAUACCCGAUACAGUUUGUACUUUGUACAACUUGCAGACCUUAAUAUUGAGAAAUUGUUACCAAUUUAGAUGUUUGCCUAAUUCAAUUGGCAAUUUAAAAAAUCUAAGGUACUUGAACUUGUCUGGAACCGCUGUUAAACAGUUACCCGAGACGAUAUGCAAUUUGCCUGAUUUGCGUACAUUGUCAUUGUCAUAUUGUCCUAGCCUUAGUCGCUUACCAAACAGUAUGGCAAGACUGACCAACUUGCGCCACAUCAACAUUGAGGAGACUUAUUUAGAAGAGAUGCCACCUCAAAUGUCUGCGUUGAAAUUUCUUGAAAAACUAAGUUAUUUUAUCGUAGGCAAAGAUAGUGGAUCGAGUAUUGAAGAGUUAGAAAAGCUUUCAAAUUUGCGUGGUAGUCUUGGCAUCAAAAGGCUAGAGAAUAUUGUAAACGUUGAGGAUGUUUCAGUGGCAAAUGUAUUAAUGGAUAAGAAGUACCUUACGAGACUGAGUUUGGAGUGGGACAAUGAUGUUGAUGAUUCACAUAAAGCAAAAAGGUUAUUAGAAAGACUUGAACCUCGAAUAAAUGUGGAAAAGUUGGCAAUUGCAAAUUAUGGAGGUACAAGCUUUCCCGACUGGGUAGGACGUGAUUUGUUCUGUCGUUUGGGAAAAAUGGAGCUAAAGAAUUGUAGAUAUUGUUAUUUGUUGCCGCCACUUGGACAACUUCCCUCUCUCAAAGAGCUGCGUGUGAAAGGGUUUGAUAUGGUGGAGAGAAUAGGGCAUGAAUUUUACUGCGGUGGUUCUUCUUCUAAUUCAAUGACUAGGCCAUUUAAGUCGUUAGAAGUCUUAACAUUUUCAGAUAUGUCAAGUUGGGAAGAGUGGUUGCUGAUGGAAGGUGAGCAAGAAGAUGGAGCUUUCCCUAAACUUACACGGCUUGAAUUAACAAAUUGUCCGAAGCUUGCCUGCUUGCCUGAUUAUCUUCCAUCCUUAAAUACUCUUGAAAUCUCGGGAUGCAAAAUGCUGCUGGCUUCACUCCAAGGUGAUCAACUUCCAACGCUCGAGUUGUUGGAAUUAUCUCACUGUCCAGAAGUGGAGUCAUUUCCAGAAGGGAGAUUGCCCUCCAAUAUCCAUACAAUCCGCAUUAUUUAUUGCGCAGAACUGGUCUCACUUUCGGAAGAGGGAUGGCCUUCGAAUUUAAAAUCACUUUCAAUUUCGGGAUGCGAUAAGCUAUUUAAUAUCAACAUGCAGUGGAAUCUGGGGAUGCUCACCUCUCUUACAUCUUUAAAAAUCAGCCAACAAUAUGUAGCACCGGAUUCAUUCUUGGAGGAAGGGCAACUUCCCAUCACCCUCACUUUUCUCACUCUACUUGGUAUUCCCAAUCUUAGAUCCCCACAUAGCAAGGCCUUUCGAAGUCUAACCUCCCUCAAAAAAUUGAAAAUUUGUAAGUGCACUAAUCUCCAGUGCUUGCCAGAAGAAGGUCUGCCUGCUUCUCUUGAACUGUUGUCGAUCGAGAGUUGCCCUUUGGUAGCUCAACGCUGCCAGAGGGAGAUAGGGGAAGAUUGGCCCAAGAUCGCUCACAUCCCUUGUAUACGGAUAGUUGACAGAGUUAUAUUUGAUGAUAUGUACUAAUUAUACAGAGAUGUCCAUCUUCUUCAAAAUUGUUCAGAGACAGGGCUACCUUGACGCUUGAGAAUUUCUUCCUGCAAUCUGUUGCUGUGCUUUUCCGAAGUACUUCUUUCCGCAUCUUUUGCUUAUCUGACUGUCCAUUUACAAAAUGUCCUCUAACAUGGCAAGAAAUUGAGGUGGCUCACAUUUUCUGAUAAAGGAAAAAGCCGGAUCCAUUCUUUAUUCCUCUGGCAAACACUAAUGUGCACCAGUUAACUCGUGUAAGGGGUUUCAUUUCCAAGUUCUAUCUAAUGCGGUCAUAGUAGCUGACUCAAUAUAUUGCCAAGCUUCCUGAAUAUUCUUCAGCUUGCUAUUGUUUAGGAUCAGAACUGUCUGACAAGAUGCUACAUAUAUUUAGAUCGGCAAAUUAGUGACCUUGCUAUUUGUGGUUAUAUGGGAAAUCCAUGGAAUACCUCAAAUCAUGAUUGGAGCCUCUAUGGGAACAAGUAGAAAUCAAACGCAUUUGGAAAUUGAUAACUGUUUAUGUGAAGAUGGAAACAAAAAGCAUUUAAAAAAUGUCUUCAUGUGAAAAACACCAUUGAAGAUUCUUCCUUUGCGUUGGAUAUCUAGCUUGUGCUAGGAGGAGAAAGCUGAUCACAUUACUCUUGCCGUUUCGAAAGCUUGGACAACUUUCUGUAUGCCACGUUUGCAAGAAACCAUUCUUUGUUUGUAUAGCGUUGUGAAGUCUGUUGUGCAGAGUAAAGACUUUUUUUCGUUAAAUGCAGAGUAAAGACCAGUCAUGCAUGUAGAGGGCUCACCUUUUAUCAAAUUAAUUAUGUCCAUUACUGGAAUGGAAUGUAUAAAGAUAGCAAGACUGUAUUUUCCUUUGGAUGAAUAAGGAAUUGUCAAAGUUGCCUCCAUUAAAAAUAUUAGGCCAACACUGUGGCGGUUAUAUUGUAUAACACUUAAAUAUAGACCGACAGAAAAUGGAUCAUACAAAUUUAUUCCAUAUUC
Messenger RNA from Ziziphus jujuba (common jujube), 4538 nucleotides. RefSeq names its product putative disease resistance RPP13-like protein 1. The transcript has 6 exons. Bases 150 to 3548 code for a protein of 1132 amino acids. Gene Ontology annotation, biological process: defense response to other organism. NCBI's taxonomy places the organism in Eukaryota, Viridiplantae, Streptophyta, Magnoliopsida, Rosales, Rhamnaceae. The record is from RefSeq and is a predicted model, not a curated record. Gene Ontology annotation, molecular function: ADP binding.